This is a messenger RNA of Myodes glareolus (Bank vole), 1938 nucleotides long. RefSeq names its product F-box protein 25 (gene Fbxo25). Gene Ontology annotation, molecular function: protein binding. Gene Ontology annotation, biological process: protein ubiquitination. NCBI's taxonomy places the organism in Eukaryota, Metazoa, Chordata, Mammalia, Rodentia, Cricetidae. Gene Ontology annotation, cellular component: cytoplasm; SCF ubiquitin ligase complex; nucleus. The record is from RefSeq and is a predicted model, not a curated record.
CAUCCCAAGGAGGGGCGUCCAGCGGUGCACCUCGGCGGGAGGCGGACGGACGACUUCCGGCAAUAAUUGGAGGCUGCAGCUCGGUGAGGUUGGUGGCUGCCUCGUCGGAAAGGGACCAGCAGGAAAACUAUGCCAUUUCUGGGUCAGGACUGGAGAUCCCCUGGAUGGAGCUGGAUUAAAACCGAGGAUGGGUGGAAAAGAUGUGACUCCUGUAGCCAAGAGCUCCGGAGCGAGAAUAACCAGUACUCCCUCAACCACAGCAUUAUCUUAAAUAAUGGCGAAGAAGAAAUAUUCAACAAUGAGUGUGAAUAUGCAGCCAAGAAGAGGAAGAAGGAGCAUUUUGGAAAUGACACAGCCACUCACAGUUUUUAUCGUGAGAAGUGGAUCUAUGUUCAUAAAGAAAGCACAAAAGAAAGGCAUGGCUACUGUACCCUGGGAGAAGCCUUCAACCGGCUAGACUUCUCAAGUGCAAUCCAGGAUAUUAGGAGGUUCACCUACGUGGUCAAACUGCUGCAGCUGAUUGCGAAGUCCCAGUUAACCUCCCUGAGCGGAGUGGCGCAGAAGAACUACUUCAACAUUUUGGAUAAAAUUGUCCAAAAGGUUCUUGAUGACCAUCAGAACCCUCGCCUCAUCAAAGACCUUCUCCAGGACUUGAGUUCUACCCUCUGCAUCCUCGUCCGAGGGGUGGGGAAGUCAGUGUUAGUGGGAAACAUCAACAUUUGGAUAUGCCGCUUGGAAACGGUUCUCAACUGGCAACAGCAGCUGCAGAAUCUUCAGAUGACUAAGCAGGUGAACUCUGGCCUCACACUCAGUGACCUGCCCUUGCACAUGUUGAACAACAUCCUGUACCGUUUCUCAGAUGGCUGGGACAUUGUCACCCUGGGCCAGGUGACACCAACCCUGUACAUGCUCAGUGAAGAUAGGCGGCUGUGGAAGAAACUGUGUCAGUACCACUUUGCAGAGAAGCAGUUUUGUAGACACUUGAUCCUUUCAGAGAAAGGUCACAUCGAGUGGAAGUUGAUGUACUUCACCCUGCAGAAGUACUACCCCACUAAAGAGCAGUAUGGAGACACUCUCCAUUUCUGUCGCCACUGCAGCAUUCUCUUCUGGAAGGACUACCACCUUGCUUGGUUGUUGAAGGACUCGGGACACCCCUGCACCGCGGCUGACCCCGACAGCUGCUUUACGCCCGUGUCCCCUCAGCACUUCAUUGACCUCUUCAAGUUUUAAUGGUGCCCUCAGCCCUGGACCCUUGUCCACAGUUGUCCCUUGUGCUUUCUGUGUGUCUUGUUGGUGUAGGUGUUCUGUGACACGGGCGAUGACAGGGUCUGUGGCUGGCCGUGCCAGUGCGAGGACCCGGAAGACGCUCUGGCGGUCCUGCAGCACUGGCGAGAGCGGAGACCACAAAGCCAUUUGUACUUCUUUCUUCCAAGCAAAUGCAGUUUGCAGUUUUGUAUAUUUUUAAAUAUGGAUCAGAACUGACACGAACAACGGGGUCAUGUUUCUUAGUUGUCUGCUGAGUUUUCCAUCGUCUCGUAAUUGGGAUGAAGGGCAAAACAGUUGAACCUUGUAAAUACGUUAUGCAGAAUAUUUAUUUUUCUUAAAAUGUAUUUUCACAACCUCUGUGGCUGUGCCCAAAUGAUUCCUCAUUGAACGCAAGAUAAGCCGAGGAACUUGCUUGGCAUGCUGUCUCACUACAGUGGGUAGGGCUGGGAACCCUAUGCUGUCCAUGGCUAGCACCGGUCUUUGUGUUCCUGGGAACCCCUGCCUUGUGGCCAUCAUACAUCCAUACAUGGGAUGUGGGCUCCAAAUCAGAACAGGGCCUCUGCCAAGGAGCUGGAAACAGCCUAGGGAGGCCUGAACUUGACAUGUAGAUAUUACUUUCACGAGUAAAGUAAUAAACCAUGUUUAUCUACUGAUUCAGCUUCAUCAAAUUUA